Messenger RNA from Mytilus trossulus (common blue mussel), 4950 nucleotides. RefSeq lists its product as uncharacterized. Bases 44 to 4081 code for a protein of 1345 amino acids. The transcript has 7 exons. The record is from RefSeq and is a predicted model, not a curated record. NCBI's taxonomy places the organism in Eukaryota, Metazoa, Mollusca, Bivalvia, Mytilida, Mytilidae.
UCUUCAGGAUUUGAAAAUCUCAAUCAACACCAGUCAACUUUCGAUGGAUUCCAUAGAAGGGGCUCACGCUCAACAAGACGUAAAAAAUGCUGGAUCAUCAGAUGCUAUUGACAAUUUUCAAGCAAUUAGUCAUGACAACAAGGAGAAACCAGAGAAGAAUAUAAAGCUUGGAAAAAGUGUAAAAGUUUUAUGUGACGAAGGCUCUAACCUUUCAGAUGUUCCGUUAGAUGAUCAUGCCUGUCUUCCUGGUGCUGGAGGAAUUGGCACAAGUAAUGGAAAUGAUGAUGAACUUGGUCCAUCUUCAAAAUUUUCAAGAACUGAAAAAGCAAAAUCGUUAAAAUCAGGGUCAUAUAAUGUUGAAAUUCUGAAUGUCUACCAAUCGAUAAGCAUUAAUAUCAAAAACAAAAUACCAAAGGAAGUAGAUGCCAUCUUGCAGUUAAUAUGUGCAUGUCUAAAUUCAAAGAAACCGAUUACACUUAAAUUGGAGAAUAAACAUUUUAAAACUGCCAAAACUAAAGAUUUUGAGGAAUGGUAUGACAGACUGGAGAAAAAAAUGAAAUCCUAUUUUCUUGAUACUCCAACUGAUUUAAUACAGCUCGAUAAGUCCAGCAACUGUAACUCAACGAAUAUCACCCUACAAAUACGUCCAGCAAAACUGUUAUGCUCAUUGGAUACGCAUUUAUAUUUCCCUGCUGUUUCGUCAGUCGACCAAGUGAAAAACGAGAAGGUUUUUGAAAUUUUAACUCACAAUAAAUGUUUUGGAGAGCUUCCCUUUAGUCAUGAUAACAAAUUUGUCCUCAAUCAAACUGUUAAAGAUCUGAGGAGAGAGGAUGUAGAUGUUCAGUUCAAGGCAAUAACUGGGAAAAACAUCCCAAGGACCCUAGUUGAUAUGGCAUCAAAAUAUAUUUCAGCAUUUGCUAACCAUAAAGGAGGAUCUAUUUACUUUGGAAUAGAAGAUACGCAUGCUUCAGUUGUCGGCGUAGAUAUUUCAAAUACCGACGAAAGUACAAUAGCUAACUCGUUGCAAGAAAGGAUCAGACAAAUGCAGUGGAUAAACAGUCCAUUGACAAUGGAGAAAGGUAAACAUUGGGAUAUAUGGUUUGAAGAAAUUGAUCAGAUGUCAGAAGUAUCUCAGGAAAAACAACUUAGAGUCAUCAUUGUUUCAGUUGCUGAAAUGCCUGGAGGUGUGUCCACAACAAUUCCGGAGUCAUUCUAUACAGACGAUGAUGGAAAUGUUUUACAAUAUAUGGACAUAUUACAAUGGAAACAUGAUUUUAUAAAAUCAUUUAAAGAAUGCCCAGCGACAAAAGCAGAUAUACAACAAAUAACCGAAAAGUUAGAUGAAAUUCACAAAGACAAAGGUGAAAUCAGUUUUGACGUCAAACAAGAAAAGAAGACAGUUACUAAAGUUACAAAUAUAAAAGAGAGGCAGCUUGUGCAAAAUCCUAUCUUCACUAAAAACAGUAACGAAUUAUAUGAGUGUAUGAAAAGAAAGAAGUGUGUUGUUCUCAAAGGCAUAAUUGGGUCGGGAAAAUCGGAGCUAGCACUUAGAUAUUGUUACAAUGCUUCAAAAGCAGAAACUGAAGUGGACACAUGGAAUGUUAAAUGCACAGACAAGUCCUCAUUUGAAAAAUCGCUACGUGAUAUUUUUCCUUAUCUUAAUAUUCAUGAAGUACCACCAAAACGAGACGAGGAGUUUCAAGAUGAAGUCAUAGAUGAGUUAUUUGCAGUUAUAGUAGAAACUGUGAAAAAUGAUAGGCACGAUAGAAGUCACAUUUUUCUGUUUGAUGACGUUAAAGACAUGACACGAGACAUUCUUGAUAUUAUUUUACAGAAAUGCAUACAAACAUUCAACAUUAAAUGUAUCGUUACAACAGUUCUUGCUUUUGAGCCAGAUGACGAAGUACUUAUAAUUGAUAUCAAAGGCUUCACAAAAGAAGAGGCGUUAGAUUUUAUAAGAGAGGGAAAAACGCUGACAUCAGAUGAAGAAGAAGUAUCUUGUAUUCUUUCACGAAAGUUGAGCUGUAAUCCAAAAGCAUUACAAAUUGUUCGAACCUACAUGAAAUAUACUCGAUUGACAAUUGGUGGUAUCAUUGAACGACUGAAACUUCCAUCGGAUAUUUUGAAAGUCGAAGAAAGUCGUGCUGUCAAGAGUAAAGUGAAAUUCAAAAUAUUUUCGCUUUUAGUCAGCAUUUUACAUGAAAUACAUCAAAAAUAUCAAGAGGAAAACAAAGAAGAAAUAUUUGAAAUGUGUUUGAUGCUACAAUAUGUGCAGGUUGAAAAAAUUCCAGUUACAAUUUUCUCAAAUAUCAAUGUUCAGAACUCCAGAAUGGAUACUGAUGAUCUACUCUACGUAGUGGAAAACUGUUCAUUUGGAACAGUUGAGGGUGAAGAUGAUGGCAUGUAUGACCGUCGCUUAUUAAGUACCCAUGACGUGGUUGUGUUCGCUUUGGAAAUUUAUUGCGAAUACAGAGGAACAUACAUCCAUUGGUCAAAAGAGGAUCUCUUGCAAAAAUUACUAGGGUCGUUUUUCUUGUUAAUGGAUAAAGAUAAUGUUAGCAGAUCCAGCCUCGAACAUCAUACCUUACUUUUACCUCAUGCUCGUUCCGUUAUUGAUCAUUUGAAUGAGUACAUCGAUGCCAAAAUUGCAAGUUCAACCUCAAACUGGUGUAUUACCAAUACAGAGCUAGUUCUAAAGAUGAUCUACAUGAAUGAUCUCGUGGGAUUUACAUCGGAUUUCAGUGAGACGUGCACGUCUUCAAACAAGUAUUUUAAUAAAGCCAAAUACCUGUUGUUUCAGAUGCUUAGCAUAGAUGAAGACAAAUGUGAUGAGGAAAUACAUCUAGCAUGCGAAAGUAUAACUGACAUUGAAGCUAUGAAAAAGAUUGCAGAAAAAUUAUCGUUUCCUAUAUGUCAAGCGAUUUUGUCUUUCAUUCAAAAUGAAGAUCAAAUGAAGGUAGUACAAAAAGUUGCCAAACACUUUUUGUUGUAUAAAAACCGGAACAUUAAUGAUGUCGAAUUCUUGAGCAGAAAGCUAGGAAAGAAGAAUUUUGAAAUGGGACCAAAACUAACGGAAGAUGAAUAUAAAAAACUUUGUAAAGAAGGGUUUGCGAUACCAGAUGAUUAUUUAGGACUUUUUUUCCUGUAUGAAAUUGUCACAUCAGUUCUUUAUACGUGUGGAAGAAGAAUGUUUUAUCUGCCGGGAAGCAGUCAAAAUAAAGAAGUAAGAUACUUUUGUGUGUAUUUAUACAUUGCUUAUCUAUUACCUACAUGUCUGUGUUACAGUCAGGUCAGUGAAAUGACAAAUCCUCAAGUAGAGAAACCCAGUGAGUUACUACAAGUUAUGGGAGAGCAAAGCAUCAACGAUGAAUUUGUAGGUAGCACUAUUCGACAUCCUACAGACACGUAUAGUGAUCUUGAAACAUUUAAUAUUUUGUCAACUAUGCUCAUAGAGAGAAGCGUUAUCCAGUCAACGAUGGAUCCAACACUUGCAUUCAAUGAACCAAGCUCUGAGGUUUUAAAACAAAAUCUUGCAAUUUGUGAAACUAGAUUUUAUGAGAGAAAACAUUACAUGGAGUUCGGCAUACUUAAGAUGAGCACAGAAGAAAAUGAUUAUAAUAGAAUGCUUUGGUUAAAACAGAUAACAAGAAUAUAUCGAUUGUUAUUGAAAAAGAACAAAGAAUUCUCUUCUGAUGGUUUGAAAUGGGCAGAAAAUCUUUCAGCAGAAAUCCAAAAAAUGAAAACUAGUACAGCUUAUCCAAGUUUAAUGAUAUCACUUGGAGAUUUAUAUUUUGCCCUAGGUCAAAUAUCGUCUGCAGAAUGCUGUUUUAGACAAUUUAUUCCGAAAUUAGAAGAUAAAGGAAAUGAAAAAUCGAAUCUUAACAAAUAUCAAAGAAGAGCUUGUAUAAACUAUAUCAAAUGUCGCAUCCAGAACUACAACGAUAAAAAUAAUGACUUAGAAACACGUUCAAAGAUUUUGGCUUAUAAGAUAGGAUUGAUAAGUCAUACCAGAGAGCUGAGAGAAAUGGAAAAACUUGAAAACAAUUUGAAUCAAAAACUUGAAAAUUAUGAAGACCUUUAAGUGAUUCUUCACUGACAUCGUGACAGUUUAUAAAUGUUAGUUCCUGUUAAAUGAUGACAUUAAAUCAUAUUAAAACUUGAUAUCAUUUACAGGUAGCGCCUAAUGCUUAGUGAAUUUCUAUAGUUGAAUGAAUGAUAUAUAUGUGAAUACUUUGACUUUAGAUAUAGUGUGUACAUUUAAUGAAAAAUGUUAGAUAUAAUUAUAAACAGAAAAUGGUAAUUUCUUAACCUACCACUUGUAAUACAUCUGCUUAAACAAACAAUAUAAAAAAGAUGUGGUAUGAUUGCAAAUAAAACCACUCUCCACAAGAGAUCACAAGAAUUAACAGCUAUAGAUCACUGUAUGGCCUUCAACAAUCAGAAAUAACAAUGUAAAACAAUUCAAACGAGAAAACUAUUGGCAUAAUUUAUGAACAAAAAAUAAACGAAAAACAAAUAUGUUACACAUUAACAAACGACAACCUCUGAAUUACAGGCUACUAACUUGGACAGGCACAUACAUAUAGCAGAUUGUUGUAUUAAACAUGUUAGCGGUACAAAAUAUGAACGAACUAUAAAAAUCAGUUGAAAAAAGGCUUAACUAAUCAGAUGUAUACAAAAACUACAGAUACAAGUAGACGUUACCGGGUACUUAUGCACUAGCCAAACGUAAGUACAGAUCUGAGAGUACUGGCAGUUAAUGACAGCUGGUUCAAAGUCACUAACAACUAAUAACAAAAUCAGGAAUCAAAGACUGAAUUAUCCAUUUUCCUUAGUCAAAGGUUAGUUAACUACAACAAACUUUCCCUCUAGAAAAUCUUUGAUCAGGUUUUAAACUGGGCUAUGAUUUAAUUUGUGUAUUCAGCAUUUUGAAUAUUUGUGUCUUGCGAU